AGUUGCCAUCCGAACGCCGCAUUGGUAACAAAUGAUCGCGAAGCGUGCGCCAAAGCCAGCUAGACACGGGGGAAACUUUUUGAAAUAGUUUUUAGAAAAAUGUAGAUGACAAUUCGAAAGUUAUUCGCUUAUAUUUUUGGGGUGUUUUUGAGAGUGAAAGAAGACUGACUAGUUGUUUUCUUUUUUAGUGGAGCUGUGAAAAUAGUGCCCUAGAAAAAAUGUGCGAAUUUUUAGUUUCCGAAAAACAGACAUUUACGAAAACGGCGACGGCAAAAAAAUAUGACUGCAGUAAGCGGUAAAAAUUAAUAAAGAUGUUAGAAGAAAGCGUUUGUAAAGUUUUAGAUAGAAAAUAUAAAAAUUCGAGGUAAUAGGAAAUUUUUCUAAUUAAAAAAAAUAAUUACCGUCCAUAAUUAGCAAAAAACAAAAUGGCUGUUUAUAAAAACUACUAUAACCGUAAAGCCCAUUGGACUAUCACAGUAUCCUGUUUGUACCUUCUUUGUAGUACCAUUUCUUGUACCAUAGUUAACGCUGAAAGGUUAAGGCACCCCCAUAUGAAGCGAAGCGGUGAACCAAGUUGGUCUCAAUUAGAAAAAUCUAGAAUAGAAGAUAGUUCAAAAAACUCCAUCCUCAAUUGCCCAAAUUGCCUUUUCGAAAACGAGUUAGAUAGAGAGAAAAAAGAGACAGACAGACUUAGAUUAGAAGCGAUAAAAAAGCAAAUUUUACAAAAAUUAGGUUUGAGGCAAAAGCCAAAUGUGACUCACAGUCUUCCAAAAGAUGUUAUUUUGGAAACGCUUUAUAGAGCUGAAGAUGAAGAGAAUGUAUUUCUAAGAAAUUUUGAUAGAGAAAAGUUUUCUACGACUAGCUCUAGGAAUAACAUCAUGGAAACAGUUGAUGUCGACGAUUUUUAUGGGAGAACAUCUGAGAUUAUAUCCUUUGCAGAGGAAGGUCCAAAGGUCAACCACAACCGAUUAUUGGAAUUUCGUGCCACCAUUCAGGAAUCCAAUCAAGUGGGUCAGGAAUUCCAGGUGAGGUCGGCGACGCUGUGGCUGAAGGCGGACGUGCAACAUCGCUACGGAACUACAUCGACGAACAUGUGUCGUACAACCGAUUUGUUCGUCUUUAAAGUCAUAUCGAGGACGUUGCCUGAAUCUAUCACCCUUAGUUCGAGAGAUUUCGAUCGCCUUACGUCAGACCCCAUUUCUAUAGCCUUAGAGGAGUCGCACACUGGCUGGCAGAAAGUCGACCUCACAGAAAUUGUUCGUGAAUGGUUAGCUAAGUCCAAAGAUCAAAAAUUAAAACUUUUUGUUGACUGUAGCUGUUGUUCAAAUUGGCACAUCCAUCUUUUUAACAAUAAAAACGAGAAAAAUCGAAAAACGAACAUCAAUAGGCCGUUUCUAGUUAUACAUACCGAUCCCAGUACAGCGAAAAGAGUUAGACGAAGAGCAAUAGAUUGUGCCGAAGAUUCUGGCAACACUUGUUGCAAACAACGAUUUUAUGUUAGUUUUAGAGCAUUAGGUUGGGACGACUGGGUAAUAGCACCUCAAGGGUACUAUGCAAAUUACUGUCGUGGUGACUGUGGACAUCAUCGUACCCCAGACACGUACGUCACGUACCAUACGCACGUCAUUGAGGAAGUGCGCAAAACGCAGCAUCUUUCAGGUAUGACACCAUGUUGCGCUCCCUUGAAAUUUUCCAGCAUGAGUUUAAUAUAUUACGGACCGGACUCGACCAUCAUCAAAAGAGACUUACCUAAGAUGGUAGUGGACGAAUGCGGUUGUCCGUAAAUAAAUUAAUCAAGUGAACUUGGUUUUUGAGUUUCAUUUACUGAGGAGCGAUUCCAGAAAAGUAUUGCUCUUAGAAAAAUAGUGACAGUUGAAGUAUUAAAUCAUAUGUUAUUAGUUUGUACGUAACAUUUGAUAUUUUGGCAAAGUGUAAAAAUAACAAAUUUCAGACGGG
Molecule: messenger RNA, 1956 nt
Organism: Diorhabda carinulata
Lineage: Eukaryota; Metazoa; Arthropoda; Insecta; Coleoptera; Chrysomelidae
Gene: Actbeta
Product: inhibin beta chain
Exons: 4
Coding region: 426-1784 (452 amino acids)
Biological process (GO): SMAD protein signal transduction
Cellular component (GO): extracellular region
Molecular function (GO): cytokine activity; growth factor activity
Source: RefSeq, a predicted model, not a curated record